AUGGAGUGUGACUACAGCAAUCAAAUGCUUGAGUACGCUAGAACAGGAGACUUGCAAAAUAUUCGUCGCCUGCUGGAACAGAGAACGAAGUUUGGAAAGGAAAAAACGAUAGAAGCAAUGGUUGGUGAUACCGAAGAUUGGCUUCACGAACAACAUCUUAAUCGUUUAAAAGCAGCACUGUUCAUCGCUUCUGAAAGAGGGCAUUUAAAUGUUGUCCAGUUUCUUGUGGAAGAUGGAAUCGACCCCGGCAUAAAAAAUAAAGACGGAGAGACUCCGACAUAUAUAGCAUCCAAAAAAAAUCACUGGAAAGUUGUGCAAUGUCUUAUCGAGAACGGUGCAGACGUCAGCGUUGAGGAAUCUUUAAAAGGAACUUCUUUACACAUCGCAUCGAGAGAAGGUUGCCUCAAAGUAGUAAAAUGUCUUCUCAACAAUGGUGCAGAUGUUGACGCGAAAACUGAAAAUGGGUGGACUCCACUGCAUUGGGCCUCAAUCGAAGGGCAUUCUGAGGUGAUGAAAUGUCUUCUGGAGAACCGAGCCAACAUUAAUGCUACGGGUUCUAACGAUACGGACUUUCCUAACGGAUUCUGUUUUUUAUCAUAA
Enterobius vermicularis (human pinworm) is the source of this 600-nucleotide messenger RNA. NCBI's taxonomy places the organism in Eukaryota, Metazoa, Nematoda, Chromadorea, Rhabditida, Oxyuridae. The record is from the annotation of a GenBank genome assembly.